GAAAGUGAAAUUGAACUGGAGCCAUUUCCCAGCCCAUCUCCAGGCCCGGGCCUGUCCGACUAGAGAGGCUGACGGCCCGCGUUAAGGAGGGUCCCUCCCGGGGAGGGUUGCGCUGCCGGCAGGCGGGUGGGAGUCAGGACAUGCCUUGGAUGUGCCAUGGACCCGAGGCAGGGGUGUUCCCGGAGCAGGAGCCAACCCCAUCCACUUCAAGGCUAUGAGCCCAGCAAGCUCAGACACCAGCAGCCAGGGCUGGGACUGUAUCCUGAUAGUUUCCAGCUCCAGCAAAUAGAGUUUCUCAAGGGGCGGCUCCCGGAAGUACCCCUAAUUGGAAAGCAGACACCAUCACUGCCACCAUUCCUCCCUGGACUUGGGCCAAGGUUUCCAGGACCACCUGCCAGAGGCAGGCAGCUAGAGCCCUGGGGUGUCCCCUGGGGCGGGCAUCUCAGCAGUCAGGUGCUCCCGAGAGAGUUCCAGCACCCUUCCCCACCUGGCCAGAUUCUCCCAUGGAGAGGUGUUGAUCAGCUCUCCUCACGUUUCCGGGAACUGACUAUCAGCCAGGAUCAGGAACAAAGGGUCUUAGAGGAGCUUGGGGAAGGGAAGGCCGCCACAGCGCAUGAUCUAGCCUGGAAGCUCCAAACCCCCAAGAGGGAAAUAAAUCGCAUUUUAUACUCUCUGGCAAAGAAGGGCAAGCUGCAUCGGGAGGCAGGAACUCCCCCUUGGUGGAGAAUUGCCGUCCCAGGUCAGACGUGCAAUCCACCCAGCCAAGUAGCGAGAGCGGACCCUUGUAGCCAGGGAGCUCCAGGCUCAGACCCCGGUUUGGAAACUGAAGACAGAAGCCCCACACCUGACUUGGAAGCCCCGCCUGAGCCUUUCGACAUGGCUGAGAUCAAGGAGAAGAUCUGUGACUACCUGUUUAACGUGUCCAACUCCUCUGCCCUGAACUUGGCUAAAAACAUUGGCCUCACCAAGGCCCGAGAUGUGAACGCUGUGCUGAUUGACUUGGAGAGGCAAGGGGACGUCUGCAGGCAGGGGACCACCCCUCCCAUGUGGUAUCUGACGGACAAGAAGCGGGAGAGGCUACAAAUCAAGAGAAGCACAGACAGCGUUCCCGAAACCCCUCAAGCUGCGAGCCCGGAGACCCCCCCAGUCGUGGAGCCCACCCCCUGCACCUUCCCCGAGCCGGAUGCCUCAGACAGCACGGUCCCCACAGAAGAAGUGGAGAAUGGGCAGGAACCCGUCGCAAAGCUAGAAACCAAGCAAGAGGUCACACCAGACCUGAUAAAACUGAAACCACCUGUCCACGACAACGGCCCCUCCAAAACAGGGUAUGUUGACUUUGAAAAUGGCCAGUGGGCCACAGAUGACAUCCCCGAUGACUUGAAUAGUAUCCGCGCAGCACCAGGUGAGUUUCGAGCCAUCAUGGAGAUGCCCUCCUUCUACAGUCAUGGCUUGCCACGGUGUUCACCCUACAAGAAACUGACAGAAUGCCAGCUGAAGAACCCCAUCAGUGGCCUGUUAGAAUAUGCUCAGUUCGCUAGUCAGACCUGUGAGUUCAACAUGAUAGAGCAGAGUGGACCACCCCAUGAACCUCGAUUUAAAUUCCAAGUUGUCAUCAAUGGCCGAGAGUUUCCCCCAGCUGAAGCUGGCAGCAAGAAAGUGGCCAAGCAGGAUGCAGCCAUGAAAGCCAUGACAGUUCUGCUUGAGGAAGCAAGAGCCCAGGACGGUGGAAGAUCAGAAGACGCGUACUUCUAUUCCUCGGAGAAGGAGUCCCAGAAGACCGCAGAGUCCCAGACUACCACCCCUUCAGCAACAUCCUUCCUUUCUGGGAAGAACCCCGUCACUACACUGCUUGAGUGUGUGCACAAGUUGGGGAGCUCCUGUGAAUUCCGCCUCCUAUCCAGAGAAGGCCCUGCCCAUGACCCCAAGUUCCAGUACUGCGUUGCAAUGGGAACCCAUACUUUCCCCACCGCCAGCGCCCCCAGCAAGAAGGCGGCAAAGCAGUUGGCUGCUGAGGAGGCCAUGAAGGCCCUGCACCGGGAGGCCACCAGCUCGCUGUCUUCCGAUAACCAGCCUGGAAGCACAAACUCGGAAUCAUUCGAUAACCUGGAAUCCAUGAUGCCCAACAAGGUCAGGAGGGUUGGCGAGCUCGUCCGAUACCUGAACACCAACCCCGUGGGCGGCCUGUUAGAGUACGCCCGCUCCCAUGGUUUUGCUGCUGAGUUCAAGUUGGUCGACCAGUCCGGACCGCCUCACGAGCCCAAGUUCGUUUACCAAGCAAAAGUUGGGGGUCGCUGGUUCCCAGCCGUCUGCGCACACAGCAAGAAGCAAGGCAAGCAGGAAGCUGCAGAUGCGGCCCUCCGCGUCUUGAUUGGGGAGAACGAGAAGGCUGAGCGCAUGGGUUUCACAGAGGUAACCCCAGUGACAGGGGCCAGUCUCAGAAGAACUAUGCUCCUCCUCUCAAGGUCCCCAGAAGCACAGCCAAAGACACUUCCUCUCACGGGCAGCACCUUCCACGACCAGAUAGCCAUGCUGAGCCACCGGUGCUUCAAUGCCCUCACCAACAGUUUCCAGCCCUCCUUGCUUGGCCGCAAGAUCCUGGCUGCCAUCAUCAUGAAGAAAGACUCUGAAGACCUGGGUGUCGUGGUCAGCUUGGGGACGGGGAAUCGCUGUGUGAAAGGAGAUUCUCUGAGUCUCAAGGGAGAGACGGUCAAUGACUGCCAUGCAGAGAUCAUCUCACGGAGAGGCUUCAUCAGGUUUCUGUACAGCGAGUUAAUGAAAUACAACCCCCACACCGCGAAGGAUAGCAUAUUUGAGCCCGCUAGGGGAGGAGAAAAGCUCCAAAUAAAAAAGACCGUGUCCUUCCAUCUCUAUAUCAGCACGGCCCCAUGUGGGGAUGGUGCCCUCUUUGACAAGUCCUGCAGCGACCGGGCUGUGGAGAGCACAGACUCCCGCCACUACCCUGUCUUUGAGAACCCCAAGCAAGGCAAGCUCCGCACCAAGGUAGAGAACGGGGAAGGCACCAUCCCAGUGGAGUCCAGUGACAUUGUGCCCACGUGGGACGGCAUUCGGCUGGGAGAGAGACUCCGCACCAUGUCCUGUAGUGACAAAAUCCUGCGCUGGAACGUGCUCGGCCUGCAGGGGGCGCUGUUGACCCACUUCCUGCAACCGGUGUAUCUCAAAUCCGUGACACUGGGUUACCUUUUCAGCCAAGGGCAUCUGACCCGUGCCAUCUGCUGCCGCGUGACAAGAGAUGGGAGUGCCUUUGAGAAUGGACUCCGGUACCCCUUUAUCGUCAACCACCCCAAGGUUGGCCGAGUCAGCGUAUAUGAUUCCAAAAGGCAGUCGGGAAAGACCAAGGAGACGAGCGUCAACUGGUGUUUGGCCGAUGGCUACGACCUGGAGAUCCUAGACGGGACCAGAGGCACCGUGGACGGGCCGAGGAAUGAAUUGUCCCGAGUCUCCAAAAAGAACAUUUUCCUUCUAUUUAAGAAACUCUGCUCCUUCCGGUACCGCAGGGACCUACUCAGACUCUCUUAUGGUGAGGCCAAGAAAGCCGCCCGCGACUACGAGAUAGCCAAGAACUACUUCAAAAAAAGUCUGAGGGACAUGGGCUAUGGGAACUGGAUAAGCAAACCUCAGGAGGAGAAGAAUUUUUACCUCUGCCCAGUGUAAUGUGAUGCAGUGACUGAUGGGUCGGGGCGUUUCACACUGGGGUGAGGGAGAGGUCGUAGCAUUCCUCAUCACAUCGAUCAGGGGGGUGGGCCUUUUGUUUUCCUUUGGUUUUUGUUGUUUUCUUCUUUCUCUUGUGUUUUUUUGUUUUUGUUUUUUUUUAAUGGAACCACAAUUGGCGACACAGAGAACUCUGAGUUCCUGUCUAUCCUUUCUUUGGGAUGACGAGGCCGGGUCUGGCCGGCCCCCUCCUCUUCCCAAGCCAAGAGGUAGAGACCUCAGGGGAGAGAAGAGGGGUUGGAGGGUUGCUCCUUCUUUCCAGCCCGAGCGUGAGCCGUCACUGAGCACCUGCCGCUCACUUCCUCUCCGUUCUUCUUGGGUUCUUUGCGUUUCCUCUCGCUCUGUGUUUGCUACACUGACCUCUUGUGGUCUCGAGUAGGCUCCAGUCAAGUCUGUGUGAACCACGCCAGGGACUGAGGAUUUCAUUUGUCCGUGCUGAGGCCCCUUUGCUUCCCCUCCUCCCCUUCUGAGAUUCUUUCCUCACGAUCCACCCUCCAGUUUUGCCUUUUCCUCCAAGAGGGUGAAGAGGUGAACUCAAAGAAUUUGGUGAAACACUUCUAAGGGCAGGAGUUUAAAACUGCAGUCCGUUUGUGACUGGUGCCAAGUGCAGUCAGAAUCUGCAGAUAAUGCUCAGCGAUCUUUGGAUCUUGCACUUUAGCCAGCUCAGGAGGGGCCCAGAGGCAGGACGGCUGCUGCUGGGGAAGUGGGGAGGCGUGUCCCGUCCCCGGGCGGCAGGGGAGGCUGGGGCCGGCCAGACUGGGCUGCAGGAAUUGCCCAGGUAAGAGAGGAGGCCUGCCCCGCAGGGUGGCACCAACCGCUUGCCAGGGAGGCAGUCGCACAGCGAAGUGUUGCCAAGCUCCAGCUGCCCCUCCUCCUGACAUUUCUAGGGAUGCGUGUCCCACCACCGGAGGGAGUAGGGCCAUCGACCCCCCACCACUGGUAGGAAAACACCCAGGAGGAAUCCUAAAGUGUAAAUCGUCUCUGCUCAGAUAAUCAGGACUCAGCAAGAAUAAAAUCAUGUUAGGUCACAUCACUGUUCCACCUGGCAUGUUUCUCAUGAUGGUGACACCGAGGGGAGGUGACUGAGUCAUGGGUACAUUGGGAGUUUUUAAAGGAUGUUGAUCCUUAACAGCUGUACAGAUAAGAAGCUCAGACGUAAUUUUUUCUCUUUGAUUAACCAAGUGCUUAUGUCUUCCCCGAUAGCUUCAGCAGGUUGUUGGUGGGCAGGUGGCAGCCCUGCGGCCUCCCUGCCUGCUGGGGAAUCUUUAUAGGGUUGACAGUCAACAGUCAUUAGGUGGAAAAGGAGGGUGUCCCAAACCCCUUGGCCUACACUUGAAGCUGCCGUGGAUGCUCGUGUGGUCAGACCCUUGUCUUUCCGUGGCGUCUGGCCCUGGGCCUAAGCCAGCCAGACGUGCUCAAGAGAAGUACAGCGGCCCUGCCCCCUCCAAACCUGAGCCUGCCUCUUUCCUCUGGAUGUUUCCUCUGCGUUUAUCUGUGAACGGGCCGAGCCGGUGCCCUCAGCCGCUCCCCUCAGCCGCUCCCCAUGCCCCCCCUACCCCCACAGACGGCUCUUAACCCUCCGUGCGUCCCAGCUCUUCAGCAGUAGGUGCAUCCAUGUCCACGCAUUUGUUCUUGUGGCUACUGUUCUCUCUGUACUUUUGGCCAAAAGGAGACAACAAAUUUUUAAAUACAUUAAGGGUGUCUUUGCGGAACUCCAAAGUGUCCCAAGGAACCUGGAGGGAAACGGUGCCGGUCUUCUGCGGGGGAGGGGGCCUGCCCCCCCCCCCCCCCCCCCCGAGCCCUGCGAACCUGCUGAAGGCACGUGCUGUCAGCCCUGCCUUGGGAGGCAGCUCAUCUCCCUGGUUCUUGGGCCUGGAAGGGUGUUGCCUACUGAUUCUCGGCAUGUGGGGCCCCGCCAGGCCAUCCUGGGCAUUAGCAUCUCCUGCAGAGUGCAGGCUGUGCUGUCUUUCCUGUCACCGGGAGCACGGGUGCUCUCAAGGCGGCCAAACCCCCGCCUGCCCAGGAUCUUGUCUAGCAAGCUGACAGUAUUCAGUUUUUGCUGUAGGAAGAGAACAAGGCUUCCCUGUAACCCCCACCCCCGCCAACAUCUGCUGGAAACAAGCCUAUGUCAGGCCCUGCACGGCUGCCCCCCGCCCCCGCAACCCCCCCCCCCAAUGCCCCUCGAGUCACAGAGACAGAGGAGGCAGAGCUCCCACCCAGAGUGCGCGCUUCACUUUUUCGUCCAAUCUUUGUUUUUGAUAAGCAGAAUUUUCUCCCCCCCCCCCAGCUUUUUUUUUGUUUUUUAAUGAUCUUUGUAGUUGAUUUGUCUAAACUGUGGCUAUUGUGUAUUCUUUGAAUAUAAUCACUUGUAAAAAUUGUCACCGCUGCAAGCUAUUUCUUUUACCCACGUUGAGGAGACCUUGUGGGUUUUGGGGUCUCGAUAGUGACUCCAAGUGCGGAGUAGAGAAAAGCCCAAGCAGAGGCUUGGGUGCCACGAUGGCCGCAGUCAGUUUUAUGAUUCUGCUUCUGUGUGUCCCUUGGUAAAGUGACAACAAUAUACAUUCCUCAUAAAUAAAAAAAAAAAAUCUGAAUUGU
Messenger RNA from Phacochoerus africanus (Common warthog), 6324 nucleotides. It is a transcript of the gene ADAR, whose product is annotated as adenosine deaminase RNA specific. The transcript is spliced from 15 exons. Gene Ontology annotation, cellular component: nucleolus; cytoplasm. The record is from RefSeq and is a predicted model, not a curated record. Bases 157 to 3672 code for a protein of 1171 amino acids. Lineage: Eukaryota; Metazoa; Chordata; Mammalia; Artiodactyla; Suidae. Gene Ontology annotation, molecular function: double-stranded RNA adenosine deaminase activity; double-stranded RNA binding; tRNA-specific adenosine deaminase activity. Gene Ontology annotation, biological process: adenosine to inosine editing; RNA processing.